AUGCACCAGAGAUAUGGAAAGAGGGUGAAGAAAAUGCAGAGGUUAAGGAGGCAUGCAGAAACAUUAACAAAUAUGGAAGAGAAAAAAAGAGGAAAAGUGCAAGAGAAACUCACGGCGGCCUUGACGCAGGGGAGCGGCGACGACGGUCCCCAAGGCCGAGGCCGGCACCGGGACGCCGGCGGCCGAGGCCCGUUCGUGCCGUGCCCGCUGUGCCGGUGCGCUAGGGACCGGCGGAGCGUCCGUGCCCAGGCCGGCACGCCGGGGGCCGCCCGCGCCGAGGGAGAGGAAGAGGCCACGCGCGACCGUGACGGCACGGCAGACGGAGGAUGCGCGCGAGGCGACCUCGCAGCCGCAACAACCCGGCAGGGCGAGGACGCGGUGGCGCCGGCGCAGGGAUCCAGCGACUUCACGGGAUACGGAACAAAGGUCGAAGCGAGUGGGAGAAAGGGCAGCGCGGUUCCCAGGCGACGAAAGAUAGGGCGAGGUAACCGUCGUGGACGCCCGGACGAGGGGAGUGACCGAGCGGACGGGGAGGGAGCGAUUGGCGGCGUGGCCUUGCGGUUGCGGAGGCGGAGCGACGCUGAGGGUAUGGUUUUCCCAAAGCGGCGAGAACAGAAUCCUCUUUUACUCUACUGCGACCGCCGCCGAGAAGGCCACGGCAAUGGCUUUCGAGGCUUCUUUGAGUGCCACCUCCCGCACGGGACGGACGCGCCACGGCUCCACGUCUUUGACGCCGGGUAUGGCGGAAGCAGGAGCACGCGGUUUUGGUUGCAGUUCAGUGGUAGGAGCUUCCUGCUCCCUCAGGGCUCAGGCUGCACAUGCUUGUUCGCGUCGCUCACGGCUCACCGUCUUGAUAGCCAGCGCGCGAUAGAUCGGCGGAGCCUUCGGGCACGCUCGUCCAGGAAGAAGUAUCCAGCAGGAAGAAUGGAUGAGACAGGGGAUGCUCUGAGGUCCUGCAUGGAGCAGCUGCUCCUUGUCAGGGACGAGAAAGAGCGGCUUAUAAUUGAAGCAACCAAUAAGAUCUCUUCUGAGCAGAAGAAGACGCUACAUUUACAGCAGAAGUUCGAAGAUGCAAACAAACAGUUUGAGAAGGUCAUUACAGAAAACUACAAUCUUUGCAACACUGUUGCCUCAAAGGAGAAGCUGAUCAAAGAGCUGAAAGAAUCCAAAGCACAUUCAGACCAGGAGUUGACCGAUGCAACCGCAAGGCUUGAGUUUUCACAGAAACAAUGCGCCUCCCUCAGGUCCGAGGUGCGCGUGCUUCAGGAGGAGCUUGAGAUUCGGAGCAAGGAGCGAGAGUAUGACCUCAAAUCAAUAGACGCUGCUCGGAAGAAGCAGCAGGAGAGCACGAAGAAGAUCACUGCGCUAGAAGCAGAAUGCCAGAGGCUGCGGACCAUGGUUCAGAAGCGUCCGCCAGGUCCUGCGGCGUUGGCAAAAAUGAAAGAUGAGGUCAAGCGACAAGGUUCUGGUGCUGCCGAGAAUGGAGCAAGAAGGCCCCGUGCAGGUGCAGCAGUGCAGCCACAGCAGCCGAGGCAUUCCAUGUCUGAAGGUCACCUAGUCAAGCUGCAGGAAUUGGGUGAUGAAAACAGACAGCUCAGGCAGUUGUUGGCCCAGAAGGAGAGCGACCUGCACUUUGUGCUGUCGAAGUACGCAGACGAGGCAUGCAAGCUGUCAAUACUGCAAAGGCAGAAUGAAGAGUUGUCUGGUACUCACGGUUCCACAGAGAAUAACCUUCCAAAACCAAUGGUGAGUGCAUUCGCCAAGCCGGAACGCUCAAUAUCUGGGAAGCAACAGGUGUCUAAGGUUAGGAGUAGGAGCAGAAGAAUCACAGGAUCUGACAUGCAAUUGCUUGUUGAUCCUCUGGAUAUUGAGAAACCAGAGUGGAUAUCCAGACCUUCAAGUGCCCCACAUCAGUGUCUGGAUUCACCUAAUACAGACUCAAAAAUGAUUGUCUCAGACACAUGUCACAGAGAGCUCACCCCUGAUGGUUUCUCUGACAAUUAUGGCGAAUGGAUUCAUGACGUUUUGAAUGUAAUCAGACAUAAGCAUCAAGGGAGUAAGAUAUGUGUAGAUGUCAUUCUUGAUGAAGUAACACAUGCACUGAAGAAUGAGAUAUCUGCCAAAGAAAAUGAUGGUGCACACUUUUCCUAUUACAGGGCAGAAAUAGACAAAAUGGUGGCUACUCUGAUAGAAAGAAUCAGCAGCAUGGCUGAAAGAUCUACCAAAAACAAUGUUAUGAGUUUUCGAUCACUUUCUCAUGAAAAGUCUGAACUCACUUUGCGACUUGAGCAUCUAGUUCAUGUCUGCAGUGACGUAUUAUAUGGAAAGGCUAAUCUUGAAAGGCUUACUGAUGAACUUUGCUUGAUCCUAGAGUGGAUAGUAAGCCGAUGCCUUUUAUGUGAUGAUGAACUAGACAUUGUGGACUACAUAACAAAUAAUUCUGAUGGAAAUGAGUCCCAAAGGACAUUAAGCAUUCAUGAAAAAGAUAUAAUGAAGAGUACAAAAUCAAAAAUGGUUUUAGGAACUCAACAAGAGAGACAAAGAUCGGUUGAAACAACUGAAGACUUAAUCCCUGAUGUAAUAUUAGAAAACUAUUCUCAGAUUGACUUGAUCACUUCUAAGCUUGUUGAAGACUUAGUGGCUCUUAGACAAGAGCAGGGUGAUAGUUGUCAGGAACAGCAUCUUGUAUGCUGUGAGGCAAAAAGUGCUGCUUUUGACGGGAGCAAACACAAGUUAUCAGAAGAAGAGGGAAACCAGCUCACAACGACCUCAGCAAUAUCUGCAGCAGCCAGGAAACUUGCAGAAUGCCAAGAAACAAUGGCAAAUCUAAGUAAGCAGUUGCAUGCUCUGGAAAGUCCGGCAAAUACAGAUCCAUCAGAUAAAGAGAAAUGUGGUACCCUACCCCCGUCAGCUGAGCCUGAUGCAACUGAGAAGAAAGAACACGGUGAGCCUGAUGCAAAUGCAACUGAGAAGAAAGAACACGAGCAAGAUUCUGGCCGAAGUCUACAGUCUGCUAAAAGUGCUUCGACCCUGGUUAUUGUUCGUCCGACGGUCCCGAAGUCACCCCGACCACCCGUUUCUGUUGACACAAAAAAGAAGAAGCGGCGUGCUAAUCUUCUGGGCAGGCUUGUCUUCAGAAAGAAAGCAUAA
This is a messenger RNA of Miscanthus lutarioriparius, 3150 nucleotides long. The record is from the annotation of a GenBank genome assembly. Lineage: Eukaryota; Viridiplantae; Streptophyta; Magnoliopsida; Poales; Poaceae.